Messenger RNA from Fusarium keratoplasticum, 1623 nucleotides. RefSeq lists its product as uncharacterized. The transcript is spliced from 4 exons. NCBI's taxonomy places the organism in Eukaryota, Fungi, Ascomycota, Sordariomycetes, Hypocreales, Nectriaceae. The record is from RefSeq and is a predicted model, not a curated record. The coding region runs from base 1 to 1623 and encodes 540 amino acids.
AUGGGACCAAACCCUUCCAGCCAUCCCCUGAUUGACAACUUGUUCAACACCAUUUUGGACUCAUGUAUCAAUGCACACCAAAGGCUCACACCGGAUGAGCAGUCGCGACGGCUACGCAACGAAUCAGAGCGAUUAUUUCUCUGGGGAGACGGCGUCUCUGCUGCUAACGGUCAGCUGGAUAAAGCCCUCCCGACGUCUUCUGAGCUUUAUCAGACUGUUCUUUCGGCUCUUUAUGAACUUGGAAAAGUGACUGAUGUCGACUUGGCCCAGGUGAUUCCUACAUCACAGCCAGCCAAUCCUGCUGCAGACACUCGCGAGCUUCGGCUACUGCUAGAAGAGGCCGGGGCUGUUCUUGGGGCACCCAACGCUACAGAAGAUUCUGAGAGUCUUUCGGAUGAAGAAAAUGGUCCAUACAGUUUGGAAGACGUUCUUGAUGACAUGACAACAUACAUCGAUUACCUUAUGGAUCUCUCUUCCCCCCUCGAAAACAUUAUCGUAUACCCCGAGUCUAUUCGGCCCGAGUCUACGUCGAUUGAACCCGCUAUUGUUGAGUUUAAUGAAAUGAAGCCGACUCGUACUCGCCCUCCCCCUAGUUAUUCUUCCAUCAACUCCUAUCGCACCUAUGUGGGGGUUGGAAUGCAUCGCGGUCUGCCCCAUUUCCAAGCAACAACAACUCUAUUUGAAGGCACUCCCCGGGAACGCGUGGUCCACUUGGGCCCCUGGGAAGUACAGUCCGAGUCAAACGAACGCCGAGUCAUUUGGCAGGGGGUGAAUCAAAACGAGAUUCUUGAGCAUUACCUUCCUUCGAAUGAGCCCUCGGAUCUUCACCCACAUACACUCCAUAACCGUCAUCGGCCUUACAAUGAGCCCGCGGAUAUGGAGCGAUAUCUAACAUUCCGAGAGCCCCACCGUAUUCGAUACAUCAACGAUGAGGGAGUCUGCAUCCACGACGAAUUUAUCAACGUGAAGUACGAGUUUUCGUCGGUUGAAUCCUCAAUGCAGUUUCAAGAAGAUCUACGACGAAAGGACCUCGUCGAUUUCUACGACACAGAUGUCGUCUGGACUAGCAUUCACGGCCGCACUGAUAGCUUCGGCAACGUUAGGGGUGUGGCGACUCUCCAACGGCUUAAGCUAUGGAGAGAUCGGUUGACUGGUCUCUACUCACUCAGCAUCUACCAAAAUAAGGUCGACCGCCAAUAUCGUGACUACAUUCUGGAAGACUUUCAGCCCGGGAUCAGGUAUAUAGAUGACAGGGCAAAAGAGCUACGGCUUGAGGCUUUGCGUCAAGAUGGUGAUAACGGUCGUCAACCGGUCACAGUAAAUCCGCUGCGGCUUAGAAGAAGGGGUAGCGAAGCUUCGGAAUCCCGAUUGCAGAGACGGUCGACAGACAGCAUACGAUACUUGGCGAUCAAGUUUUCUGAACGUACAGCGUACCGACGAUUCAUAGAGACGUGGGAGACCUUCCAGAAUCCAGACAGCCUACCCAACCAGCUCCAGUUACCAUUACGGGGGGCCAUGCCCACAUAUCUUACCCAGGAACAGCCCCAAAGAGGCACGAUGAACUUGAGCCCGGGGCCCUCCAACUUGACUGAGGCAACAGAAUCAUCAGGUCGGCAAGAGUAA